AUGGCAAUGCAUACGCAAAGAACCUUCUUCUUCAUCUUCUUCACUCUGUUCUUGAUCUUCUUUCUGAAACCAUGCGCCUGCAUCGAUUUCGAGUUCCCAUACUUCACCACCACCAUCAACAACAACCUCACCCUCGUCGGCGAUUCCUACCUCAGGAACGGCGUCGUCUCUCUAACAACACCCACCGUCGCCACCGCCACAAGCACCGGAGCAAUAUUCUACGCCAACCCCAUUUCCCUCUUCGACCCAUAUUCCAACACCACCUCCUCCUUCUCCACUACCUUCUCCUUCUCCAUCACCAACACCCUCAACCCAACCUCCUUCGGUGACGGCCUCGCCUUCUUCCUCACCCCCACAAACCCCUCCACCGCCGCCACCCCCACCACCUUCAUCGCCGUCGAGUUCGACACCAAGCUCCACAACCGCUUCAACGACCCCAAUGAGAAUCACGUGGGUCUCGACAUCGACGCUCUCAUCUCCCUCAAGACUGCCAACCCGAUCUCCCAUGGCAUCGAUCUCAAGAGCGGAAACCCCAUCACCGCGUGGGUCGAUUACUCCGCCACCGACCCAACGGUGGUCGACGUUUUCUUGAGCUAUUCAAGCGUCUCCAAGCCGUUUGAUCCUGUGCUUCGUGUCACCGUUGAUCUCUCUGAGCAUUUGAAGGACCCCAUGUACAUUGGGUUCUCUGCUUCGUCCUCUGAUGGCAGCAGUGAGCUUCACCUGGUUGAGAAUUGGAGUUUUCGGAGUUUCGGGUUCGUUCCGGUGAGACCCUCGUCGAGAGCCCCUCACAAUGUUUCCGAUAGCACCGUGGGUCUUACUGUUGCAGGUGAAGGUGCCAAGAAACAGGGGAAUAGGAAACAGGGGAAAAACAGAGUUGGGGUUGGUUUUGCUGUUGCGGGUCCAGUGUUCUUCUGCGCGGUGUUUUCAUUCUUGGGGUAUCUUUCUGUGAGAAAAUGGAAGAAGGGUGUGAAGAAAGUUACCAUUACGAACUUGAAGAAACCUGGGCCAUCACCGUUUGUGGCUUGUCCAAGGGAAUAUGAUUACAAGGAGUUGAAAUCUGCUACCAGAGAGUUUCAUCCCAGUAGGAUUGUUGGGCAUGGUUCGUUUGGGACUGUGUAUAAAGCGUUCUUGAUCUCUUCAGGUACCAUUGCUGCAGUGAAGAGAUCAAGACAUUCCCAUGAAGGAAAGACUGAAUUCUUAGCUGAGUUGAGCAUCAUAGCUGGUUUGAGGCACAAGAAUUUGGUGCAGCUGCAAGGUUGGUGUGCUGAGAAAGGUGAAUUGCUUCUGGUGUAUGAUUUCAUGGCUAAUGGGAGCUUGGAUAAGGUGCUUUACAAGGAGCCUGAGAGGGGGAAGGUGUUGAGUUGGGGUCACAGGGUUAACAUUGCUCUUGGUUUGGCUUCUGUGCUGGUUUACCUUCAUCAGGAGUGUGAGCAAAGAGUGAUUCAUAGAGACAUUAAGACUGGGAAUGUGUUGUUGGAUGGGAAUUUCAAUCCAAGGUUGGGGGAUUUUGGAUUGGCAAAGCUCAUGGAUCAUGAUAAGAGUCCUGUUUCCACUUUGACUGCUGGGACAAUGGGGUACCUUGCACCUGAGUAUCUUCAGUAUGGGAAGGCUAAUGAUAAGACUGAUGUGUUCAGCUAUGGGGUGGUGGUGCUUGAGGUGGCUUGUGGGAAGAGGCCAAUUGAGAGGGAGGGUGGUGCAAAGAUGGUGAAUUUGGUGGAUUGGGUUUGGGGGUUGCACUAUGAAGGGAGGAUACUUGAGGCUGCAGAUAAGAGGUUGAAUGGGGAAUUUGAUGAGGAAGGAAUGAGGAUGAUGCUGCUAUUGGGAUUGAGCUGUGCUAAUCCUGAUAGUGCUAUGAGGCCUUCCAUGAGAAGGGUUCUGCAGAUUCUCAGCAAUGAAGCUGAGCCUUUCAAGGUUCCAAAAGUGAAGCCAAGCCUCAGUUUCUCUUCUGAUCUGCCAUUGAGUAUUGAUGAGCUUGUUUCAGAUGCUGAAGAGUUCAAUACUAAUUACCAGUCCAUGUGUGAGAUCAAAAUUAGCUGA
Messenger RNA from Lotus japonicus, 2037 nucleotides. Its product is annotated as probable L-type lectin-domain containing receptor kinase S.7. The transcript has a single exon. Bases 1 to 2037 code for a protein of 678 amino acids. Gene Ontology annotation, cellular component: plasma membrane. Gene Ontology annotation, biological process: protein phosphorylation. Lineage: Eukaryota; Viridiplantae; Streptophyta; Magnoliopsida; Fabales; Fabaceae. Gene Ontology annotation, molecular function: ATP binding; carbohydrate binding; protein kinase activity. The record is from RefSeq and is a predicted model, not a curated record.